Talaromyces amestolkiae is the source of this 1503-nucleotide messenger RNA. RefSeq lists its product as uncharacterized. The transcript has 2 exons. NCBI's taxonomy places the organism in Eukaryota, Fungi, Ascomycota, Eurotiomycetes, Eurotiales, Trichocomaceae. The record is from RefSeq and is a predicted model, not a curated record. The coding region runs from base 1 to 1503 and encodes 500 amino acids.
AUGGUCGGUUUCUGUCGCAACUUCUUCACCCUGACUACUCUGACGAACCCAACCACCGAAGUCAUGUCCGCUGCUGCCCAAAAGGCCGUCGAACUCGCAAUGCUUGGCCAGAUUGACGAGGCCUCCGCCAUUUUUGCGGUCCUUGCACAGCAUUACCUCUCGGAGACUGUUGAAGAACGUGAAAUCCUUCCAUUCAAUCAAAGGGUUCCCAAAGAGACUCCAUUCUUUUACGAAAUGCUCGACACCUUGCCACCGGGAGUAGGAGAAGUUGACACGCUUCCUAGUGAAGAAGAACUGCAGUGUCUUGAGAAACAAUUCCUAUAUGAAAUCCAACCUCACUUGAGAAAUGAGCCCCCAAUAGAUAUUGGUCAACAUGCGACAGAAGCCAACUUUGAGAAAGUGAAUAGUCUAGUGCAGAAAACAUUAGAGUCUGACGGUCAUUUCUCGCAUAUAAAUGCGACGACAGGGAGUGCGGCAUUAGAUUUCUCGUCUUACCUAACUAGUCUUCUAAGCAUCUCUUUGUACCUUGGCAAAACUGCCGAAGCAGAUGACAUUAUGGCUCGCAUUGCUAGCCGCAUCCAUGCAGCAGCGCAAGCUAGAAACCUAUCCCGUCUCCGACCUGUAUGGAAGAGAUAUUUCAAGUCUGGCUGGUUCCGUGACAAACUUGGACUGCUAGAUGAUGAACUAAAGGAAUACGCGGAGUUCAUUCUCAAAGUGACAAAGAAGAGACUAGCAGAAAGGCCAGUAAGGCCCAGUGAUCUGUUUAAGGAUAAAAGCUUUGAGGAAAUGCUCGACGAGCUCAAUCAGAAUACGCUGCGGCUGCCGGAGGUGUGGGAGGAAUGGGUGCAGGAGGGUCUUGCGCAUGGCGACGAGUCUGGAGCGAUUCCAAGCACCAUUCUUCGCGAACCAGCGACCGCAGACGAAAUUGCCAUCGCGGAAUCGAGAUUAGGCUGUUCACUGCCAGAUGAUCUCAAACAUUUCUACAGUCUUACCAACGGCUUGCGAGCCGUCCUCUCAGGACCUUAUAUUUACAUGCUCGAAACCCCUCUUCUGAGGGUCCAAGAACUGUUCUGGGAAGACAAUUGUGGCUACGGCUUUAAUUUGUUCCCAGAAUAUUUAUUCGCAGCAAAGUUUGUGCCUUUUCGCAUUGAGUGGCCGGAUAUUGAAUGUGGAGCAAUCGCCAUGUACGAGUUUAAUGGGCAGGGGACAAUGUACAUGUGGUAUUUGCAAGGGGAGGUACUGGUGAAAGCUAAGAAAGCCCUUGAUAAGGCCUAUCAGGAGGCGGGAGAGCCAAAAAAGAAAAUUAUUGAUAACCUGGUGGAACAAUACCAUGGAAGCUGGGAGAAGUUGCGGGAUCUACAAUCAUGCUGGUGUCAAGUGGCCUGGGGAGAGGGUGUGGAAGCCCUGUUUCAUGAUUUUCGGGACUUUCUGAGUCAUGUGGUGUACAAGAGUCGGUAUGAAAAGGAUAAAAGUCCACUUAAGCUGCCUGAAGAUGACCUCUGA